AUGUUGCAUUGGGUUAUCGCAGGGGUGACUCUUUUGGUCAGUCAAUGGUCCACUGGUUACGCGUUCCGGCGUGCGUGUGACGCCCCCAUUCUGAGAACGCUACCAGCUCUUCGUGCGCCCCUUUACGGAAAGAACCGUCACUGCGAUCGCAUGAAACGCAUACGCCGCGACCAGUACUUCUAUGGUCGUCGUCGUGACCUGGAUGCACUGCGUGAACCCGGUGGGUUGGAACACGCAAUGAGCAUCCAGCGGCAUGCACUGUCGGUUGUUUUUGGCCGACCGCUUUCUCAGCGGCUUGGUGACGGAGGAGUCAUCCCCUACCUAUCGGACGCAUCUGACAAGGCUGCACACGUGCGAGAAUACUUCGGAAUUCGCAGCGGCGAAGCGGGUGAAGUUGCCGAUCUUUGCGCCAGCGUUGCGCGCCACCCCGCUACGCCCAGAGGCGAAUUCAAAGGCAAACCACCGAUGAUGGAGCGUGUUUUCUAUCGCGAACCCUCAGUACCGGAAGAAGAGGCGGAGUUCAACCGCGCCGCCGACUACCAAUCGGGCAUGGCUCCACUCACCCCUCAACUUGGUGCCAACGACCGCGAACACCGCUUCUACAGCGGGCUUUGGACCGAGGUUGUAUUUAGGAAGUUGCCUAAACAGCUAGUAGACGAGUUGAAAGGCAUGGAAAUCGAUGCGAAGCAGGGCAGAGUUGACGGAAGUAAGCUGCGCCGUAAAACCGCCAGCUUCCCUGGGCUCUCCGACCCCGAUGAUUCCGGCACUUCGGGCACCCCGCCUACCCCCGGCGAAUAA
Babesia ovata is the source of this 798-nucleotide messenger RNA. RefSeq names its product signal peptide-containing protein. The record is from RefSeq and is a predicted model, not a curated record. NCBI's taxonomy places the organism in Eukaryota, Apicomplexa, Aconoidasida, Piroplasmida, Babesiidae. Bases 1 to 798 code for a protein of 265 amino acids. The transcript has a single exon.